Messenger RNA from Uranotaenia lowii, 1396 nucleotides. RefSeq names its product dnaJ homolog subfamily C member 8. The coding region runs from base 8 to 856 and encodes 282 amino acids. The transcript has 2 exons. The record is from RefSeq and is a predicted model, not a curated record. NCBI's taxonomy places the organism in Eukaryota, Metazoa, Arthropoda, Insecta, Diptera, Culicidae. Gene Ontology annotation, cellular component: nucleus.
AAUUUCAAUGAUUGUUUUGGUUAGGAUUUUGCAUCCAAACAGGACGCGAUUUUUCUUCGCAACUCAAUUCCGGAUUUUACCCGGAAAUCAAGCAUUCUCGUUCGAAAUGGCUCAUGGAUCCGGCAGCGAGGAACGUUUCGAUGACUUCUACACCGAGAUAAAAGAGAUCGAAAAGCGCGAUUCAGUGCUGACUUCCAAGCAGCAAAUCGAGAGAUUGCUCCGGCCCGGAGCAACUUAUUUCAAUUUGAAUCCUUUUGAGGUGCUCCAAUUGGACCCGGAGACGCCGAUCGAGCAGAUCAAAAAAAGAUAUCGAACACUGUCAAUUUUGGUUCAUCCGGAUAAGAAUCAAGACAAUUCGGAACGGGCCCAACAAGCUUUCGAAGUUGUCAACAAAGCUUGGAAGACGUUGGAAAACGAGGUAGCUAGAAAGCGAUGUCUGGAAGUUUACCAGGAGGCAAAAGAACGUACUGAUCAGAUGAUCUUGGAGAAGCGGAAAAAGCUACGUAAGGAAGGCAAACAUGAAGCUGUGCCCGAGGACGAUCCAGAUAAAUACAAACAUGCCGUUUAUGUAAUGGUAAUGAAGCUUUUUGCCGAUAUGGAACGUCGUCGGCAGCAGCAGGACUCCCGUGACCAAGAGGAGCGCAAACGAAAACGGGAGCAGGAAAUCGAAGAGGAAGAGGAUCGGAAAUAUCAACAGGAGUGGCAGAAAAACUUUGAGGAAUCUCGGCAGAAUCGGGUUAAUAGUUGGCAAAACUUCCAGGCCAGUGCCUCAACUUCAUCGAGCAAACCGAAAAAGUCGAAAAAACCUAAAUAUGCCUCCUUCAAUCCGCCCAAAAUCAAACCCGAAUCACGAUAAUCAAAUUCCAGAAUGUUUUUGGAAAAAAUCACAAUAUUUUUUUUCCUUUCAUUCCUUUCUGUUCUCCAACGAAUAUUUAGCUGUAAAGCAUCCUUAUUUUCCUGGAGCUGGACAUUUGUCGACAAAAACAAACAAGCUCUUAAAAAAACAUUCAAAUUUUAUUUCAUGCCUAUACACUAAACGCAGAUUUAUAGUGCUCUACAAUAGAUAUAACAAAAAAACGGCUACACGAGAAAUAGUUGAAAAACCGAUGCAUUUUUCUGUUCGCACUAAGAAAUUAGAAGUAGAAAAAAGAUGCUACGGAAAGAUUUUUACGGUUUUUAUUUACAUUAUUUCUUUGUCUUGUAACCCCUGCCAUCUUGGGUUAGAACAUAAAACCAACAGCAUACUUUAUUUCCGGGAAGUUGAUAUCGCGAAAAUAUGUGCAAACUACACAACUUUUAAACAUUGAUCGUAAGAUACAGUAGACUCGGACUGAACGAUCUAAACGUAGGGGAUGGAAUAGAACUUAACAAUAAAGAUAUACUACUGAAUAUUGUA